Theileria parva strain Muguga is the source of this 702-nucleotide messenger RNA. RefSeq lists its product as uncharacterized. The coding region runs from base 1 to 702 and encodes 233 amino acids. NCBI's taxonomy places the organism in Eukaryota, Apicomplexa, Aconoidasida, Piroplasmida, Theileriidae. The record is from RefSeq and is a predicted model, not a curated record. The transcript is spliced from 2 exons.
AUGAAAAAUGACGGAGUCUGGUCAGAAGCUGAGCAGUUGACUAUAAACAUAAAUUGCGAGGCUAGUUCUGAAGAGCAUCAAUAUACUGUUGCGCAUAUACUUGGGGAAUCGAAAUGCAGAGUUUAUACUCCUAGACAUUUUUACCCUAUUAAAAGGGUCGUUUGUCAAGAUCCCACAUCAGAGUCAGAAAAAACCAUCUGGGAAACUGAACAUCCUAGAGAGUUUUCCAAAAACGUAUCGGUUUUAAGCGUAACAAAGACUAAGAAUGGAUAUCCCGAUAAAUACCUCUGUAUACUCCAGGAAAAUAACAACUAUCUCCUAUUCCUAAGGGACAACGAAUUGAAUAACUGGGUUGACAUAACCAAGACGAGGGUAAAAUUGAGCAAAUUCCAAUUUUUCUAUAAUUUCAAGAAGCUCACACCUGAGGAAUAUGAAGUGAAAUACGAGUUUUUAAGGUUUAAAAUAUUAUUCAAGUUUGGCUGCAACAAGGUUAAAUAUGACGGGAAAAAAUUAAUUAGGAAAUACAUUGCAGGACUUGAAAUUGAUUUAUCAGAUAGUAGUAUUGCAUUUUGCGACCAUAGCAUAACAUUAAUUAUGAAAACAAUAGUUAAACAUCCUGACAAUCUUCCUGGAGAUCUCCCCGAAAAUGAUGAAGAUGCUGAUGAAUCUGGUUUAAAAACACAAGUUAUCUCUAUUAAAUAA